Molecule: messenger RNA, 1164 nt
Organism: Humulus lupulus (European hop)
Lineage: Eukaryota; Viridiplantae; Streptophyta; Magnoliopsida; Rosales; Cannabaceae
Product: VQ motif-containing protein 4
Exons: 1
Coding region: 171-941 (256 amino acids)
Source: RefSeq, a predicted model, not a curated record
AAAAGAAAGUAACAGAGUCUCUCUCUCUAAGCUCAUCUAAUCUCAUCAAAGGUCUCUCCUUCCUCCAUUUCUCUCUCUCGUCUUCUUCUUCUUCGACUUUCUCUCUCUCCUGUACCAGAGAGAAACACAAGGCAAGAUUCGAAACAAGAGAAAACCCAUAUCACCCAUCAAUGGAAAUCUCACCCAGACAUCAAUUAAACCCAAACUCAUCUUAUCCUCCUCUUCCUUCACCAAAUAGCCAUAGCACUACCAGUACCACUAGUUCAAGCAACAGCAAUGGCGUCCAAGCUUCGCCCUCAGCCACAACCACUGCAGCGCCGCCUCUCGCGCCCCAUACUCCAAAACCCAUCACCAGAUCCGAAUCAACUAACCCGUACCCGACCACGUUCGUCCAAGCUGACACCUCCUCCUUCAAGCAAGUGGUCCAAAUGCUGACCGGGUCAACCGAAACCGCCAAGCAAGCCUCUUCGUCUUCGGGUAAACCCUCAUCUGACCCGUCCUCGAGAACCCAUAUACCUCCUGUGAAAUCCACGCCCAAGAAGCAGCAACAAUCCGGGUUUAAGCUCUACGAGCGGAGAAACUCACUCAAAAACCUCAAAAUCAAUCCUCUGAUCCCAAUUUACGGUUCCAACAACUCUGGAUUCUCUCCUCGAAAGCCCGAGAUUCUCUCCCCGAGCAUUCUGGAUUUUCCAUCUCUUGUUCUCAGUCCGGUCACUCCCCUUAUACCCGACCCGUUUGAUCGUUCUGGGUUGGCUAGUUUCGCCUGUUCCAGCAAUGGGAACGCGAGUUUGGACGCCCAAGCCGAGGAGAAAGCCAUUAAAGAGAAAGGGUUUUACUUGCAUCGCUCGCCGGCGACUACUCCGAGAGACCCAGAGCCGAGGCUCUUGCCUUUGUUCCCAACAACAUCGCCUAGAGCUCCAGGUUCUUCUUUGUCUUCUUGAAAUAACAAAUUUUAGUAUGUUUUUAAUUUUUAUUUUUGGUGUAAUUCUAUAUGCUAUUGUUGGCAUUGAUCAUCAUGAUCAUGAUGAAGAGAGAAGGAAGAUAAUAUAUUUGAAAAAAAAGUAUUGCGAUAUUUGCAGAGAAUGAGAUAUCAAUCACUUGCUUUAAAUGUAAAAAUUUGAUGUAUGUUUCUUCUUUGUUAUUAUUAUUGUUAUUAUUUUGUGA